UGUAAAUGCUCGCAUUCGGAUAAUUCGCGCAGUGCAGUGCCAUCACACGACCACUCGUGGCAGGAUGUCGUCAUUGGAUCAAUUGUCGCAAAUGGUAAAGAAUCACCUUGGAGUUCAUAGUUCUCACAAAUGGAUUAUCGGCGAAUCUCAAGUCUCAGGUCGUGGACUCAUUGCUGCAGAAGAUAUAUCACCCGGAGAAGUGCUUUUUAUAGAUCAUCCGCUGAUAUAUGGUCCACGCUCCGGUGUUGACCUACCACGAGGAUGUACUGUGUGCUGCAAAUUAGAUAGUGACAUGUUCUUUAAGUGUUCAAGGUGUGCGCUAUUACUAUGUUCUGAAGAAUGCCAAAGUACAUGCAUACAUAACGAUGAUUGUAAUAUUAUUUCUCGUUGGGAGAAUAAAAUACCCAUGGAGGAAGUCGACGAUACGAUAAUGUCGCGAGCAUUGACAGUGAUAAGAGCACUAUUGUUGAAAGAGGAUCGGUUUCGAUUCAUGGCUUCUCUGUGCGGUCAUGAAGAUCCAAAACAUGGAUUUGAAGUCAAGCAUUUAAAAGAAUAUUUUAAUAUACCAGAUCACGAAGAAAAAAUUAUGUUACUUGCGUCUUACGUUAUAGAUACAAAUGCAUUUCAAGUAGCUAGUACAUAUGGUAAAAAGGAAAUGGAUACAAAAGGAUUGUUUCCUGUGUCUGCACUCUUGAAUAGUACCUGUGUGCCUAACAUAAGAUAUAAUUUUAAUAGCGAACGUGAAAUGAUUGUAAAAGCAACAAAACCUAUACCAACUGGUACCGAAAUAUUUACAUGCUACACAGGAAUUUUUUGGGGAACACCGGCCAGACAAGUUUAUCUAAGAAAGACAAAGCAUUUCUUGUGCCGAUGCGACCGAUGUGCUGAUCCGACUGAACGUGGUACUAUGUUGGCAGCUUUGAAGUGCUUUGCGACCUACUGUCCAGGAUCUCUUUUACCACUGGAACCUCUAAUACCGACAUCACCUUGGCGGUGCUUGGAAUGUGGUAUGCGAGUUCCAAGCAAAAAUAUUUUUGCAGUGCAAAAUGCCUUGGGAAGUAUGUUAGCAAGUUUGAACUUCAAAGACGUGGAUGACUUAGAAAAUUUUCUACUGAAUCGUAUUAAAAAAUUCAUUCCGAAAACAAACCAAAUAGUUAUUGAUCUCCAAUGUCGGCUAAUUUAUGGUAUCCACGAUAUUCGCCAUCCAGAUCUGUCGGAGUCCCGUCUGUCACUGAAAGAGAACCUGUGCCGCGGCAUCCUCCGCAUAGUGGCGGCUUUGGGACUAGGCGACGCGCACCAGCGAGGGCUGCUACUCUAUCACCUUCACGCCACGCUGGCUGAACGUGCCCGUCGCUCUCCAGACCUGUAUGAGGAACUCAAAUCCGAAAUAGAGAGUACUAUAGAACAAGCCUACAAAAUACUCCAAGACGACAUAUCCGCGCCGGCAGACCUCGAACUAAGACGCCAAUACCUCGGCCCAGAUAGUAAUAAACCACCAGAAGAGAGAUUUUUUUUUAUUUGAUUGUUAAAUUAAACUGAUUUAGACUUAUUGUAUAUUAACUGCAAUUUGUCAAUAUUUUAAUAGAUAAAAAGUCGCCUUUCUGUAACGGUGCCUAUUUUGUACAAAUAAAUGUGGACAAAAAUAAUGCCUCAUUUAAAUGAAGUCAGUCAAAUUUCACCCCAUAAGCAGGCAGCUUAUGCUGCAGCAACGAGAGCAUUCAGUUUUAUGCAAUGGUUUUAUGCAUUGACCUACCAAAAACUGGACGUCGGGUCUAUACAAAAACAUACGUCUCAUCCCGCUACCCGCAUCUAUCAUUC
Hyposmocoma kahamanoa is the source of this 1818-nucleotide messenger RNA. RefSeq names its product SET domain-containing protein SmydA-8-like. The record is from RefSeq and is a predicted model, not a curated record. The transcript has 3 exons. Bases 65 to 1522 code for a protein of 485 amino acids. Lineage: Eukaryota; Metazoa; Arthropoda; Insecta; Lepidoptera; Cosmopterigidae. Gene Ontology annotation, molecular function: protein binding.